Messenger RNA from Triplophysa rosa, 413 nucleotides. RefSeq names its product PDZ and LIM domain protein 4-like. Gene Ontology annotation, cellular component: filamentous actin; Z disc; adherens junction. The record is from RefSeq and is a predicted model, not a curated record. Gene Ontology annotation, molecular function: actin binding; muscle alpha-actinin binding. Gene Ontology annotation, biological process: actin cytoskeleton organization; heart development; muscle structure development. The transcript has 2 exons. NCBI's taxonomy places the organism in Eukaryota, Metazoa, Chordata, Actinopteri, Cypriniformes, Nemacheilidae. The coding region runs from base 84 to 398 and encodes 104 amino acids.
UCUCUCUCUCUCAUUCAGCCAGUCGCCCGCAGUCUCGUGCAUUAUUUCAGAAAGUGUGUGAAGGUUCUCCCGUGGACUCGAGUAUGUCUCACACAGUGACUCUCAGCGGUUCUUCUCCGUGGGGUUUUCGUCUGGUGGGUGGACGGGACUUCAACACACCGCUCAUCAUUUCUCGAAUAACGCCUGGCAGUAAAGCGGCGGCGAACGAUCUGAGUCCUGGAGACGUGAUCCGGGCCAUCAAUGGAGACAGCACUGAGACCAUGACACACAUGGAGGCACAGAACCGAAUUAAAGCCUGCAGAGAAGAGCUCACACUGAACAUCAGCAGGUACAUCCAGAACACAGCAACACAUCAUACACUACACUGUGAAGAGACCAUGACAUCACGCGUCAUGUAGUUCAGUUUCAUGUAA